Molecule: messenger RNA, 1783 nt
Organism: Candoia aspera
Lineage: Eukaryota; Metazoa; Chordata; Lepidosauria; Squamata; Candoiidae
Gene: REC8
Product: REC8 meiotic recombination protein
Exons: 18
Coding region: 59-1687 (542 amino acids)
Biological process (GO): sister chromatid cohesion; replication-born double-strand break repair via sister chromatid exchange
Cellular component (GO): meiotic cohesin complex
Molecular function (GO): protein binding; chromatin binding
Source: RefSeq, a predicted model, not a curated record
GUCUCACAACCGUGUUGUUGUUAUUGCUCUUACUCAAAAAAAGAACACUGAUUCCAUCAUGUUCUACUAUCCCACCGUUCUGCAACGCCACACUGGAUGCUUUGCGACAAUUUGGUUGGCAGCAACUGGCGCAGCAAAACUCCUAAAGCGGGAAUACUUGAAGGUCAAUGUUCCACAAACAUGCGAGGAGAUCAUGGCAUUCAUUCUGGUCCGUGUCCCGCCACCGGUUCCGGGGGCACCCCGGCCCCGAUUCUCACUCUACCUCUCUGCUCAGCUGCAAUACGGCGUGAUCUUGGUCUACAAUCGACAAUGUCAAUAUCUUGUUGAGGAAAUCCAACACACCUUGGACCGCCUCAGCCGAGCCCAUCAACAGAUAAGGAUCGAUUUGACGGAUCUUGAGCAACCGGGGUUGCUCCUCCCGGAUCAACUGGCCCUGAUGGAGGCCUUGGAGGAAGCGCCCGAUCCCUUUUUUGGCAUGAUGGAGCCUCUGCUGCCCAGUCCUUUAUCCAUCCCUCACGUCCGAGACAUCUUGGAAGCACCGACUCCCGAGAGGAGCCCUCUGGAACGAUCUCCUCCCUCCAUCCCACCUCGAAGGGCAGGAAAACCGGUCAUCACGGUCUCUCCUGAAGUGAUCACACUCAAAGAAUCGGAGCCCAUCAGAUUGCUGAAAAUUGAAGGUGAGCAAGAUCUCCCUGAAAUCACAGCUGGAGAGAUUGACUUCUUGGUGGAGCAGGAGGGAUUCCUGAUGCCCGGUGCGGAGAAGGGACCACUGUCCCCUGAGGCUGCUCUCAGGAAAAGGCGUGCGGAGGAAGAACCUGUGGAGGAAGCCAGAGAGCGAGAGCCUGGGGUGUCCUUGGGGCUGUCCCCUCCGACAGGGAUUGCAGAGGAGACAUUGGCUGUGAAAGAAAUGGGGCUGCUGUUGAGAGAGGAGACCCGGCCCUCCAUAAGCAUCCCUCUGCAGCCUUUGGAAAUUACUCCUCCGGCAGAGGAACCGAGGUUCCCACCUUCUCCCCCUUCACCCAGGGUUAGCGCUGAGGUAGAGCAGCGCGCCCUGUUGAGUCCUGAGCUCCGUCUGCCUGACUACGAGCCGUCUCCGCAACGCCCCUCUAAGCGGCGAAGGCAGCUGCGUUUCAUAGAUGUUGUGACCCAGAUUUCCCGGGAAGAUUUCCAGAAACAGAUCUCGGAUCCGCACACGCAGUGCCAGCCACUGGAGAUGGUACUCCUGCCGGCAAAGAGAUUAAAGACUCCAGCAGAGCUGCUGGGCAAGCCAACGUAUGGAUGGAUGCACCCCACUCUCCAUGGCCUUUGGGCCCGCUGCGCCAAUGUCCAGCAGGUGAACUAUGCCAAGCAGCGAGUCGCUGAGGAGGAAGCACGAAGAGCUGAGGUUCCCAGCGAGCUUGAGGAGCUGCGAGCUGCUGAAGAGCCAAGCGGGCCUCCUGUGGGCUCCUCAGAAAUAUCCCUCGAGACAACUGAUGAAGAACCUCGUCCAAGCUUGGUGAUAACCGAAGAGAGGAUUCUCCUAGAACCAGAAGAAAGGAUCUUGCCUGUCGUGCCCGAACUCCCUGAAAUAAGUUUUGACCUGCCGCCAGCGAAGGACGUGAUCACCUUGGACUAUGUCCGCAGUUCUCGCUGCAGCUCAGAUCCUGCACUUGGAGCAAACGGAGGCUUACGGCCAGAUCAUCAUUAAACCAGGAACAAGUUUCCCUCGCAGCUAGCAAAUUCUGCUCCAACUCUGGCAUAGCUCAUCCACAAGGGGAGCUUUGCCGUUCUGACACUGUGGCCC